CUGAAAGCUUUUACUGUUGGGAAACUGGAAACGAUGAGAACUUUACAUACUUCUUGUUCCAAGUCCAUCAUUGACAAGCACAAAGAUGUAGGGUUUUCUUCUUCUUUUGAGGAUCUUUCCCGCAACAGAGCUCAACUAUCCUUAUUCCCUUCGAGAGAUUUUGUUAGAAUCCGAUUCUUGCAUCUUCUUUCACUGCAACACAGGCGUCUUCAGCCUGUUCUUUCAUCUCUUUCUUCCUCACCAGACUCACAGGUGGACUUGGGGAAUAUAGAAACUCAACCUGAACAAGAAAUUGCAUCGAAGACUAUUAAUAUCAAAUUCCAGUUACAGAAAGAGUGCUCCUUUGGAGAGCAUUUUUUCAUAGUAGGGGAUCAUCCUAUGCUAGGGUCAUGGGACCCUGAAAGUGCUGUACCACUGACUUGGUCAGCAGGACAUGUUUGGACUGCAGAGCUGGACAUACCUGUUGGAGUACCUAUCCGAUUCAAAUUCAUUCUUAAAACUAGAACUGGGAAACUUUUGUGGCAACCGGACCCUGACCGGAUAUUCGAGUCCCGCGAAACUAAGAAUACCAUUAUUGUUUGUGAAGACUGGGAAAAAGCUGGAAAUCAAAAAGUCACAGAGGAAGAGCCAAUAGCUAAUCAAGAUGGACAUCUUCUUGAUUCUGAGAUUGCAAUUGUUGCAGAAAAUUUGACACCUCCAAAGGAAGAACUAGUCCUUGAGACAAAUCCCACCUCUCCUGCAAAGGAACAAUUACAAGCAUUAUCUGAGGAAUCAGCCACUGGUGAUUAUGAUCCUUCACCAGAGAAGCCCUUGGCUAUUGUUGCAGAGAAUAUUAGUUACACAACAGGAAACUUAAUUGCAAAUGCAGAUAAUGGAGUGCUCGGUUCGAAUAAAACUGACUACCCUGAUGAUGAAGCUUCAGAUGUUUCGAAUAAGAAUGUUUUGGUAGCAGAAGACCUUGGAGAUAUUGACAGAGUAGAAACUGCCGAUGCCGAGGGAAAUUUGGUAGAAUAUGAAGGUAAUCCUGUCUUAGUACCUGGCUUGAGUCCUUUAGCAGCAAUGUCACCUGAAGAAUCGAUGGUGAGUGAAGAUGAGAAUAUUAGUACAACUGAUGCAUCAGUUGAAGUUAAUGAAGCUUUAAAUCACAAAGUGUCCGAGUGCCGACAUGAUAAUAUUCAGUCAGAAGAGAAGCAAGAACCAGAAGGUGAACCACAGGAAGAAGAAACAAUUGUGGUAGCCAAAGAAGAUGUGGAACAGCUCAACCAACAUAUUCUGGAACCCCUGGCAGCCAAAGAAGGACAACCUGAUCUGGAGCCUUAUCGAAGCAACAUGUUGCAGAGUGAUGACCAAUGGGGCCGUAACACAUUGCAGAAGCUUCUCAGUGGUUUAAGAUUUCUGUAGCUCAUUUAGACUAUACGAGACGUUAUAGUCUCUGUAGUAUGAAUGCUCAUUGCCAUGCUUGGGUUCUGUUAAAUGAGAGGGUUAGAUACUGGUACUGCAUUAGUUCUGUUAGCAUGUA
Messenger RNA from Hibiscus syriacus, 1519 nucleotides. RefSeq lists its product as uncharacterized. Lineage: Eukaryota; Viridiplantae; Streptophyta; Magnoliopsida; Malvales; Malvaceae. Bases 34 to 1401 code for a protein of 455 amino acids. The record is from RefSeq and is a predicted model, not a curated record. Gene Ontology annotation, molecular function: starch binding. Gene Ontology annotation, cellular component: membrane. The transcript has 5 exons.